AUGUAAUUAAACUUUAAUGAUUCAUAGAUGCAUAAAAGUCCUGAUUAAGUAUUUAUAAUUAGUUGAUUAGUUAAGAAGGGAAAAAUUAGAUAUCAAAAUAAAGACAAUUAAAGCAGAUUUAGCUCCUGGAGUUGUCAAAUAUAUGAUGAAGACCAAGAAUGAUGAAAAAUUACAAACUCCUUUACAUAAAGUUGAAUAUCAUCAUCCAUACUCUAAACCAUAACUUAGUUACUUAAGAAAUUUGUAAAAGAUAGACCCAGAACCUCCAGUAUAAUUAGAUGAGAUAAGAGAAGAAAAAUGGAGCAUUUUAUCAAAAAAUUGUAGGAACAUUUUAGAGAAAUCUAGAAUUAGUUUGGGUAAACCAAAUGAAUCUCAAUUUUUAAGACAAUCUUCUAUUGAAUUAUUUACUAGUCCAUAAAAAUUAAAAAAAAAUAAUAAUAAAUUUUUAACUCGAAGAUAAUCUAUAGAUUAAAGAAUUGAGGAUAUUAAAUCUCCAUUAUAAUCUCCUUUAGAUUCUUCACCAAAAACUAUGGGAAUUAAAAUUGAUCCUUUUUAUAUUAGAUUCAAAAAAUACUAUAAAAAAAUUGGUAUUCCUUAAGAUGAAUAGCCUAAUCCUCAAUAAAACAAACUUCACAAAAAUUCUUAUUCUUAAGAUAAGAUGUAUAAAAUCAAUUCUCCAUAAAGAUAAAAUUAAAGUUUUAUUUAGUUUCCCUAAGUUUAAUUGUCUCCAUAUUAGAAAUCUGGAAUUAAAAAGAAAAAAAGUUAAUAAUAAUAUUUGUAAGAUAUAUUGGCUUUGUGUAAUAUGGCUUAACAUUUUUAGGCAGAAAUAAAAAAAGAUGAAACUGAAAAUUAUAAUGAAUUAAAUCAAAAAGUAGAAUUUAUCAAAUCUGAAUUCAAUAAAUAUCAUAAUAUGAUAAAUAAUGAUUAAGAUUCAAAUGAUAAUCUUGAUAUUAAAUGA
Messenger RNA from Paramecium pentaurelia, 958 nucleotides. The record is from the annotation of a GenBank genome assembly. NCBI's taxonomy places the organism in Eukaryota, Ciliophora, Oligohymenophorea, Peniculida, Parameciidae.